Molecule: messenger RNA, 981 nt
Organism: Capronia coronata CBS 617.96
Lineage: Eukaryota; Fungi; Ascomycota; Eurotiomycetes; Chaetothyriales; Herpotrichiellaceae
Exons: 1
Coding region: 1-981 (326 amino acids)
Source: RefSeq, a predicted model, not a curated record
AUGGUCUUGUUCACAGACCUACCAGUCGAGAUCCAUGUCCAGAUCAUCCGCCAUGGCAAUAUCAUUCCGAAUUUGAGGCUGUGCUGUUCCCAGUUUCUGGACGUUAUCGUGCAAGAAGCACACUCGUUGCUCACGGAUCUGUGUUCGGUCAACGACAUCAGCGCCCGCGUCUGGGAUCUGUUCCUUCUUCACAUGGUCAGAGGAGAGAGAGAGAAGACCACGAUCGUGCAGGUCAUGGCAUUAGGUCGUUUCUUGCGGAACAUCGAAACCGUGGCGCCAGAUAGACACCAAAUACCAACACGAUUGAGCGGGAUUGGGUUGGCUCCGUCACCAUUGAUCAACAGCACUUCCUUCAUGCUCUUCGCGGUGACCAGUCGAUUGCUCAAGACAUCCCAAACGGUGGAGUAUGGCAGGGGAGAUGUGCUCACGCCGUCCGACGACGCAAAACAUGUUCUCUCCAAAGUCCUGGCGGAAGAGUUUGUUCAAUUCUUCAAACGUGAUCUCACGCUGGAAGAGCUGGAGUCGGUAAUUGCAGCCAUCAACAUAUCUGUGACCCGGCUGUGGAGCACGGUUUUCAUUUUCCGUCCAAACGAUUUGACAGUCAGUACUUUCGGCAGCUUGAGUGGCGUUUCGUUCAACACCGACCAGGCGAUUCUCACUGAACAUGUCAUCUGGAAAGGCCCGGAAUGGGUGUCUGCAAUGUUGGUCAAUUAUAGUCUGGGUCAACGAGCCUCGGGUGAGGGGCGGGAGAGGAACAGUGUUCAACCAGGACGGCUUGAUACCAUGCUGGUUGACAAGGGCGUCUGGAACGGUCAGCGAGAGGAAGGAGCUCGAUUGGCAGCGAACGGAGUUGCUCGGCUCUUGUGGCAGGAGAGACAACAGAAGAUCGAGAAUAGAGCGAAUUUGUCCAGGGAGCGAGGGACCAUGAUGGAAAUGAGAGUUGAUCCGGCUCUGUGGCGUGGAUCGUCGGGAGAUAUGUAG